GAAGGCGUGGCUUCCUGUGGCUGUCGCUCACUCGCGCGCGCUCUCUACGGCUCGCGCGCGGUGUACCGGCGACGUAACCGCGUAAGAUGACCAAAAAGGUGCAGUGACCGAACAACUCCCGUUUUUUCCCCCGUUGGUUGUUGAUGGGUUUUUUUUUGGUUAUUCCGCCAUGUUUCCGGGUUUUGUUACAAUUUUGCGUGCUAAAUUUAUUCGGUAGGGAUUUCGGAAUGAGUCGUCCGAGGGAAGCAUGGUUACAUUUUCGCCAUGGCAACCGUCGGUAAAGCGUCACGUUCACCGUAGAGACGCUACUGAAUGACCCGGGGUUUCUUUUCCUCCUCUGGCGGCGAUUUGUUGUUGAUUUUAACGUCCGGUGCGCGCUGUUUAUCAGAUUAUUAACCAAGUGCGUAUCGACUAAACCCGUCCAGCUGUCCGGCUCGGAAAUGGAGGCGGUCAUGGAGAGAGAGUGCAGCGCGCUCGGAGGACUUUUCCAAACAGUCAUCACCGACAUGAAGGGCAGCUACCCAGUGUGGGAGGAUUUCAUCAGCAAGGCUGGAAAGUUGCAGGCGCAGCUCAGGGCUACGGUUGUGGCAGUCGCUGCGUUCCUCGAUGCCUUUCAGAAGGUCGCAGACUUGGCCACAGGCAGCAGAGGUGCGACCCGUGACAUUGGUUCAGCUCUGACCAGGAUGUGUAUGAGGCACCGCAGCAUUGAGGCUAAACUCAGACAGUUUUCAAUGGUGUUUGUGGACUCGCUGAUCAACCCGCUGCAAGAGCAGAUGGAGGAGUGGAAGAGAGUCGCCAACACUAUGGAUAAGGACCAUGCCAAAGAAUACAAACGAGCGAGGCAAGAGAUCAAGAAGAAAUCUUCAGACACGCUUAAACUGCAAAAGAAAGCAAAGAAAGGGCGUGGAGAUCUUCAGCCUCAGGUGGACAGCGCUCUGCAGGGGGUGAGUGAUAAGUACGCGUCGCUGCAGGAGACUGAAAGACAGGCAGUGAGGAAAGCUCUGAUUGAGGAAAGAGCACGAUUCUGCACGUUCGUCUCCAUGCUCAGACCCGCCAUAGAAGAGGAAGUGUGUAUGUUAGGUGAGAUCACACACCUGCAGUCAAUCUCUGAUGAUCUGAGGUCUUUGACUAUGGACCCUCAUAAGCUGCCUCCCUCCAGCGAACAGGUGAUUGCUGAUCUGAAAGGCUCAGAGUGCAGCUGGUCAUAUCAGACUCCGCCCUCUUCUCCCAGCACCACCUCCAGGAAGUCCAGCAUGUGUAGCAGUCUGAACAGCGUGAACAGCAGCGAUUCUCGUUCCAGCAGCUCUCAUUCUCACUCUCCCACAUCGCAUUUUCGUUACCGAGGCUCCGCCCUCCCUCAGCAAGGCUCCGUCCGCCUUCCCAGUGUCUCCUCCCACGACUCGGGCUUCACCUCUCAAGACACCUGUCAGUCCAAGAGCCCCUCCCCUAUGCCUCCAGACGGAAGCGUACAGUGCCCUGACUCGUCCUGCCCCGAUGAGUCAGCUCAACCAAUCACAGACAGCCGCACUCCCACAUUACCUGACUCCAACACCAACACCGAGGACAAGCUGGUAAAUGGCACCAUGUCACAGUUUAAUUCAGUGGACCCUUCCCUCUUCAUCGUUCCAUCAUCUCCACCUUUCUCAUCACACCCCCCCAGCCCUUCGUGGGCAUGGUCUCAGCCUGGCCCCGCCCCAGGGGUGGAUUUCGAGCCAAGUUUUCCUCUGGGACCCGGCACCUUUCCCCCCUCACACAGAGUUCCCAGCUGGAAGGACUGGGCCCGGCCGGGUCCGUAUGACCAGCCGAUGGUGAACACCCUGCGCAGGGUGAGGGAGAGAGUGAGGGAGAACAGCGAGUGCAGCAGCUCCAGAGAUGAAGCUCACAAAGCCAGCCCUAACUCCAGCACUCACACUAAACCCAGGGACGAUGCUCAUGAGGAGCUGGCCGUGUGUCUGUCUCGUGGUCUGUCGUUGGAUAUUCCACGCAGCAGCCGAGAGUCCGUUCAGGGUUCCAGUGGCUACAGCACACAGACCAACACCCCCUGCUGCAGCGAGGACACAUACAUAUUUGAUUACGAGUGCUUGCCAGGGGGCGGAGACCAAGACGGAGAGUCGCAGGAUUGCGAUGGACCCGCCCCACUACUGCCUAGCGCAGAUAUCAGCCACUCAUAUCGCAGGACUUUACCCGCCAAGCGUCCUUCUCCCUGUGGGCCGGUUAGCAUCACACCGGGCGUGGCCACCAUCCGGCGCGCGCCCACCUCCAAGCCGAGCCUGUGGCGCGGGCCGAGCGUUCACGGUCCGAUCCCCAUCAAAACCCCUGUUAUUCCUGUUAAGACACCCACCGUGCCCGCACCACUCUGCAGCGAGGACGCAGAAAGCCCCGGUGAUCCCUCGCCAUCACCCACACAGCUGACACCCAACUCCGGCAGCCAAUCAGAAGGUCCGGCAGAGCAGGAUCAGGUGGGGCCUGACGAGCAGGAGGGCAGCAUGCUGUCGUCUAUUCGGCGAGGGGUGAGCCUCAAAAAAGCGACGACCAACGAUAGAUCCGCUCCGGUUCUCGAAUAAAUAGUGCCGCCUCCUCCUCUUUCUCCUCCUCCUCCUUCGACCAAUGAGAACUCAGACGUAGUUGGCGGAGAUGUUUAGCAACCGUGCUAAUGUUGUCACGUGUAGGAUGGGUAAAGUAGUACAUAUGUUUCACAGUGAUUAAAUAUAUACAUAAACAUUUAACGACGAGAUGUUAAUGUUAUAUCCUAUUCCACAACAGCGAUAUUAAGUGGCUUUGUACAUACAGAUACAGAUGAUCUGAUUUGAAGUGAUUCUCUUUCACUCUCGAUUAUAUUCUAGAUCUUUCUCUGCUACCAGCCCAUCCUUCUAUAGGUGCCAAAACUUUUGUGCCUCAUAUUGUAUUUCCUUUUAUCUUACUCGAAUCAGGAAUUGCAGAACCGCAAUCAGAGCUGCGCUGGACGUUUACUCGUGUGCAUUUUGUACAAUAUAUCGAAGAUGGGAACUCAGAUGCUGUAGCAGUUCCUGAAGAAAUCUUUCUCUCUUUUUUUUUUUUUUUUUUUUUUUUUUUUUGUUGGGGAAAAAGACAAACCGUUCUCUCAGUGAAGGACCGCUACAACUUUCGCAUGGUAUCUUCUGUCACAAAUUCAACUCUGGUGCAUAUAUUUUCCAGUCUAGCCUUGUUUCGGUGUCUGGCGUCGUCACGUCAGGAGAGACGUGUGUCUCACUGAAAACCUCGUGUUCUUGUGCAUGCAGCCUACACAGCGCCGAGGUCGGCAAGUCCAGAACGUGACCACUGACUUUUACUCUCUCAAACGAAUGAAUCAAAUAUUAUUAAUGCCAGAACGACGUCUUCACCAGAAACCGGAAAGCUUUCACACACACUCAGUAACGUAACUGAGACAGAUUUCAAAUCCCGUCAAGGUUAGAACCGAGAACGUGAAGCGGCAUGCUGAUAUAUUUUCUAGUAACAGUACAUGAUAGUGUUUUAUUCCUCUUACACCACAAGCCAACCAAUUUUUUUAAAUUAAUUUAUUAGUAAUUGUACUUUUUAAUGCUUUUAUCACUUACAGCAUGCACUUACAGCAGCUAUAAACAGCCAUUCUCUCACCAGCCUCUCUUCUUUUUUCCACAAAACACAGCUCUUUACUCUUGUCACUGAGAAAGUCCUAAAAAACCCUAAAGCUACCACUUUACCUCCGACUCUUACAGCUCAUCUCUCUUACAACACUGGAGACAAACAUCUCAGAGAAAACCUACUGGCGGCGUUAUUAAUCCAUCCACUGUACACAUCCCUGUUACCAUAGAAACCAUAACAUAGACUAUAUUGCCAAAAGUUUUGGGACAACCCUCCAAAUCCUUGAAUUCAGGGUUGGGCUCGGCCCCUUAGUUCCAGUGAAAGGAACUCUUAAUGCUUCAGCUUCAUCCCAAGACAUUUUGGACAAUUUCAUGCUCCCAACUUUGUGGGAACAGUUUGGGGAUGACCCCUUCCUGUUCCAACAUGACUGUACACCAGUGCACAAAGCAAGGUCCAUAAAGACAUGGAUGAGUGAGUUUGGUGUGGAGGAACUUCACAGGGUCCUGACCUCAACCCGAUAGAACACCUUUGGGAUGAAUUAGAGUGGAGACUGUGAGCCAGACCUUCUCGUCCAACAUCAGUGCCUGACUUCACAAAAGCGCUUCUAGAGGAAUGGUCAAAAAUUCCCAUAAACACACUCCUAAACCUUGUGGAAAGCCUUCCCAGAAGAGAUGAUGCUGUUAUAGCUGGGACAACGCCAUAUUACAUUCAUGUGCAUGUAAAGGCAGACAUCCCAAAACUUUUGGCAAUAUGGAGUACUAGAACGGGCACGUUAAUAGAAACUUGGAUCUGCUAUCAGAUUUGAGAAAUCCCCCAGCAAGUCAAAAUCUGUUUUGUGUCUGAUGUUUUGUCGCCUAAAGCUAUGAGGUUAAAGUAGAUCGCGAAUAAUAGACGUCUGUCACUGGGAAUCUCGAACAACUUCCGGUUCCUCAGUGAUGUCAGACGGUUCAGGACACAGUGAAGUUUGCUGUCUUCUAGAAACAGAAAGAAAAACAAAGCAGGUUGUGAGAUUAUGACGAUUUGGUGUGUGUUAAUGGAAGACUGGAGGUGACUUAGACUCGAGUAAGAGUAAGUGGGAACAGAAAUCUAGAUGAAACUGGACAAGGCAGAUCUGAUUCUAAUCUGUUCUACUCAGACACGCUUGUGCUCCCUGUAACCAUCACACCCACUUCUCAUUCCAGAUCUGCUGUUAUAAAAACCUCCCCCAGGCUUUCCACUAGAUACUGAGACGUCAAUUCAUUCAGCUACAAGAGAGAUCAGACUCUGAUGGUUGAGGAGACUCCAGUCCCAGUUCAUGAUAAAGGUGUUCAGUGGGGUUGAGUCAGAGUCAGGGCUACAUGCUGGACACUCCAGUUCUUCCACCUUCAUCAACCUUCAACCAUGUCUCCAUGGAGCUCUGUGCUGGAACGGUGUUUGAGCCUCCCAGUUCUAGUGAAGAGAAAUUUAUAAAGCUAGAGUAUAAGAAGAGAUUCUGCUUCAGGUGAAAGUUUGGAGAAGAAGCACAUGUAGGUGUGAUGGUCAGGGCACACAUGCUAUUGGUCAUAUAGUGUAGAUCAGUGCUAGAGAAUUGACUUACAGGGAAUUUCUUGUGCCUUUAAUAAGGAUUCGGGGUUUGAUCAUUAGGAUUUGACGGAACACUUUCCUGCUAAUAUUAAGUACACUAUGAUGCUAAAGAAGCAGAAGAUGCAGAAGAAGAGGUUAGACCCCAAAACCUGCAACAUCUCCAAAUCCACAGUUCAAGAAACUCUUAAUCUUUAAAUAAAUAUCAGUCUUAUUAACUGCAUUGAGCUGGAAAUUUCUAAGGUAAAGCCCAGGUAAAGCUCUCUCUCUGUCUCUCUCUCUCUCUUUCUCUCCCUCCCUCUCUCUCUGUACAACAGCUGCUAUACAUCUCUCUCUCUCUCUCUCUCUCU
Messenger RNA from Hemibagrus wyckioides, 5489 nucleotides. Its product is annotated as protein MTSS 1-like. Gene Ontology annotation, biological process: adherens junction maintenance; plasma membrane organization; positive regulation of actin filament bundle assembly. The transcript is spliced from 15 exons. The record is from RefSeq and is a predicted model, not a curated record. Gene Ontology annotation, molecular function: phospholipid binding; actin binding. Gene Ontology annotation, cellular component: actin cytoskeleton; cytoplasmic side of plasma membrane. The coding region runs from base 441 to 2564 and encodes 707 amino acids. Lineage: Eukaryota; Metazoa; Chordata; Actinopteri; Siluriformes; Bagridae.